AUGCCUUCCAUACUUUCCCGAACACCGAGCGAAACAUCCUUACCCUCUUCAGCCCGUUCCAGAGGGUCGAGUGACUCCGAUCAUCCAGCUCUAGCAGGUACUCCUCCACUUAGAAGAAUGACAAGAUCGUCUUCCCCUCCACUCAAAGAAACUCGUAGGACAAGUAUCUUUUCUCGUUUAAGACGUUCAAUACCCUCUGCCCCGUCACAGGAAGACGAUGAUUGGCCACCCAUGGAGAAGAAACAGGAUCCAUUACCAUCCCCCUCUGAGGAUUCUGAAGAGGAGUAUGAAGAGGUCUUAAGAAUGGGAUGUGAUUAUGAUUUCGAUACUGAGGAAUUUGAUGAUGAGAUGGAUUGGGAAAGAAUAAAAACUUUGCCUAGAGUCAGGUUGAUACCUCCCGCUGAAGAUCAAGAAGAACCGAUAUUUCUUUAUCCUAACUUUCCCAAAACAGUAUUCACAGAUACCGACACUGGCAGUCCUACGACCCCUCUCCCUAUCAAAUCCAACUCUGUUCCAACAUUCAUAUCCCCCUUCUCUGAUAUCGGACCGCAACAUCAACUUCCCUCCCCUCCUCGACCCUCUUCCAUACGUAGAACAUCCAUCGCCUCGGGGAGUAAAAACAUGUGGGGAGGUAUGUCUGGCGGAUUUACUCAACCCGCUCCUGUCUUUCGUCGUGCGACUCAGCGACCAGGUAGCGUCGUAAUGCCUCGGAAGAAAGAAGCAUCAGCGGGGGAUCACCGAAAUAAAGAUUCAAGUCCUUUUUCUCCACCUCCUGCACCUGGGAUGGAAAGAAGGGCCACUGAACCUCCUCUACAAGAUACGAGUAUCAUGAGAGCUGUUUUGAGACAUCGUUUCCCUAGCGAUCCUGGUCCAAUGGAACAAUACGAUCGAAAUGAUAAUACAGUCGAAGCUGGACCUUCAAAUAUUCCUACUUCUCUCGAAUUUGAUCCCAGUACUUUGCCCCUCACACCUCCUCAACCCCCAUUGAAGGACAAAGACCAGGAGCAGAGUAUAUCGACGCAAAUCGGAGGAGAUGAAACUCAACAGGUCUCAGGACCUUCAGUCAUGUUCCGUUCUCCAUCACCUCGUAAUCUUCCUCCUUCACCUAAAGACACUAGACCAAGAAGAAAUAAAUCUGAUAGACGUAAAAGUCGAGUAUCACCGAUGGAUUGUCCUAUUCCUACUAGACCUCCACCUACUCCUCCUCAUUCGACACGAUCUACGACAUAUCCUAAAACCCCAGCACCGCUACUUUUGGAGAAGGAGAAAUCUCAAUUGAAGAAACAAAAAUCUUUCAAGAACUUCUUCUUUUCUGAUUCAACUCUUAACGAGGAUAAACGUCGAAAAUCGACAGAUUCAGAGAAUGUCUCAACACCAUUGAGCGGAAAGGAUGACAAAGAGAAAGAGAAGAAGAACAAGGAAAAGGAAAAGGAGGCAGAGAAGGACAAGAUAGAAGGGGGAACCACAACUGGAAUGGGACUCAAGAAACGGUUUUCAUUAAGUAACAUGAGUCAAGCGUUCAAGAAGCGUUCUGUCCCUCCUCCAAUUAUUCCCAAUGUUCCCGACCUACCUGAAAUUUACAAAUCAAAAACCAAGUCGGGGAAGCAGAAAAUGUCCUCUGUACCUCUUCCCGACGUUUCUGCCCCCGUCCUUAUCGAUCGUUCUUUCUCAGCACCUAUUUCCGUUGAAAAGUCCCAACAGAAACGACAUAUACUAUCCUCAAACUUGAUAGAUACCAAACCUGUUCAAAGUCCAUUCCAAACCCCAACUCAAGAAGACGAUGACACAUCGGAUAAUUCAUCAUUGUCAUCAGUAUCACUUGAAGAUAUUGAUGAUGAUCCUUCAUCUCAACAACCUCGACAGGCUCGCAGAGCGACAAUGAUUCGUGCUGUUUCUCGUAGCUCUACAAUUGGAUUUGAUCUACAGGAAAUGAUGGGAGUUGGAAGUAGUAAUUCAGAGGAAAUCAUACCCAUUGGACCAUUAUUACAACAACCAUUAUUUUCCGAUCCUGAAUGUACCUUCGAAAAUCAAGCCUUAUCAGAUGAUCAAUUAGAAAUGAUACUUUCUCAGGAUAUUCAAAGAAGAUCACAUCUUUCACAUUUCUCACAUAUCCCAGAUUUUGAUACCUUACCAACUCUCCCGAUCCAUGUGACUCUUCCCGAUAUGAUUUCAACUUUACCUUUUGGAUCCUUGGAGGAGAAAUCAGAACAUCAUUGUGUGAUGACACAUGAAGGAGAAGGAACAGAUUCUGAUCAUUGGAAUUCUUUGGAUUCCGCUAGAUCUUCUUCAGAAGGAGGUUCUUCCCUUCCACUCACUCCGAUUGGGAAUAUGUCAGAAACUAUACCUGUACCAUCACCUUCAUUGGAUUUGACAUUGUCAGUCCCUUCAAGUCCUUCUGAAGAACCUGUCAUGGUGGAAAUACCUCCUUCUCCUCCACAGACCACAAUUUCGCCAAAGAGUAGGACUUCAACACCUUGUUCAGUGUUUUCUUCACCUGAAGCUUUGUUCAAACUCAUCUCAUCUCCUAGAUCUACUCGCUCUUCCGGUUCAACGGCGACAAUACAGCGUAGUUCACCUUUGAAUAAAAUGACAGAUGAGGAGAUAAAUAUACUUGAUAUUCCUAAAAUAUCGGCGAUGGAAGAGGGGUCAAAACAUGGUACACAGGAAUACUCUAGUUUGGCAAUGGGAGUCAAGCUGAGAAGUUUACAUUUCGAUUCAUUAGGUUUAGAUUUUGAGAAUGAUCAACCUCCCGUUCCGUGUUAA
Tremella mesenterica DSM 1558 is the source of this 2763-nucleotide messenger RNA. RefSeq lists its product as uncharacterized. The transcript is spliced from 2 exons. The coding region runs from base 1 to 2763 and encodes 920 amino acids. Lineage: Eukaryota; Fungi; Basidiomycota; Tremellomycetes; Tremellales; Tremellaceae. The record is from RefSeq and is a predicted model, not a curated record.